CACAGCUCAGUCGAUUACUUAACUCCAUCAAGUUAACAUCUUUGCAGAAAUGGCAUUCAAGUUUGUAGCCUUCUUCGCCAUGAUGGCCGUUGCUCGUGCCGGAGUUCUUGCACCAGCUGCAUUGUCGGCUCCUCUGGCCAUCGCUUCUCCAGUUGCCAAGGUGAUUUCUGCUGCCCCAGUUCUACAAAAGAACAUCGUUGCCGAUGAAUACGACCCUAACCCACAGUACGCGUUCUCGUAUGGAGUUUCCGAUUCCCUGACCGGUGAUCAGAAGUCUCAACAGGAGUCCCGCAACGGAGAUGUUGUUCAGGGAUCGUACUCGCUGAUCGACGCUGAUGGACUGAAGCGUACCGUUGAUUAUGUUGCUGACCCGAUCCAGGGAUUCAAUGCUGCUGUUCGACGUGAGCCAUUGAACGCUAUCGCUCCGGUCGUUGCUGCCAAGACCAUCGCUCAACCUAUUUUGGCUGCCCCAGUGGCCAAGACUAUUAUCUCGCAGCCAGCUUUGAGUCCUUAUGCUUCCGUGGUUUCCAAGAAUAUCCUGUCGCAACCUGCUAUUUCCGCUUACGCUGCUCCUCUGGCCACCAAGACUAUCCUAUCGCAGCCAGCUCUGACUUCUUACGCCUCUCCUCUGGCCACCAAAACUAUCCUAUCUCAGCCAGCUCUGGCCGCCCGGACCAUCAUUUCUCAACCAGCUUUGAACGCAUACGCCGCUCCAGUAGCUACCUCUGCCAUCCUGUCGCAGCCUGCUCUGUACGGUUCUCCUCUGGCUGCCAAGUCCAUCCUUUCUCAACCAGCCUACUACUGAGCGUUGUGGACUUUCUUAUUGUUUGGAUUCAUCGAACGAGAUUUACCAUUGGAUUUACCUAAAUGUUUGUAGAAUAUGGCCUGCCUUGUUUAUUGCGAAUAAAACGUUGC
Molecule: messenger RNA, 915 nt
Organism: Armigeres subalbatus
Lineage: Eukaryota; Metazoa; Arthropoda; Insecta; Diptera; Culicidae
Product: cuticle protein-like
Exons: 2
Coding region: 50-805 (251 amino acids)
Cellular component (GO): extracellular matrix
Source: RefSeq, a predicted model, not a curated record